This is a messenger RNA of Theileria parva strain Muguga, 450 nucleotides long. RefSeq lists its product as uncharacterized. Gene Ontology annotation, cellular component: cytoplasm; nucleus. The transcript has a single exon. Bases 112 to 408 code for a protein of 98 amino acids. The record is from RefSeq and is a predicted model, not a curated record. NCBI's taxonomy places the organism in Eukaryota, Apicomplexa, Aconoidasida, Piroplasmida, Theileriidae. Gene Ontology annotation, biological process: proteasome regulatory particle assembly.
CGAUAUUUGGUUAUUUGUGUAGUGAAAUAAUUUUUUGCCUAAUAACAUAUUAUAGUAAUUAUUAUUAUUGUAUAAUGAUUAAAAUUUAACAGUAUAAUUGUAUUAUAGAUAAUGUCGAAUAUUUUGGAAUUGGAUAAAGCAAGGAAGGACGUUGAACUCGAAAUGGAAGCUUUAAUGAGUUAUUUAAACAGUGAAGAGUGUAAAUAUGUGGGUUUAAAUGGUCCCCUAGUUGACGAUGACCAGUUUCCCAGAAAUGAUAUAGAUAUUUAUGAGGUCAGAAAAGCAAGAGGAAGAAUUAUGUGCUUAAAAAACGAUUACGAAAAGUUAACUGAAGAGAUAGAAAAGCUUCUACAUGAACUACACAAACAACAUCGAAAUAAGGAAGUAAAUAAUAAAAUGAAUUCAUAGUGUUUUGAUUCCUUGUUUAAUAAUUAAAUUUAUAUUUUAAUA